UACUUUUUUUCCUUUCUUUCUUCUCUGCAACAAAUCUCUCUCCUUCCAAACUAAGCUCUGGUUCAAUCACUGUCAUUCUUCUCCUGCAGAGCAAUCUCAGAUCUAUUAUUCAUCAUCUAUCACAAAACACAAUGUUGCAAGACAUGUGGAAUGCUCCUCCCGGUUUCAGACCCUCCAAGUCUGCACCUUCUUCUCCGGCGAAGCCUCUUGGGAUGGUUCCCAGAACGCGUUCUGAGACCUUCCACGUGGCUCACAAGGUCCCCAUCGGUGACACUCCUUAUGUGAGAGCAAAAAACGUUCAGUUGGUGGAUAAGGACCCGGAGAGAGCGAUUCCGCUGUUCUGGGCAGCCAUUAAUGCGGGAGAUAGAGUGGACAGUGCUUUGAAAGAUAUGGCUAUUGUUAUGAAGCAGCAAAAUCGGGCCGAAGAAGCCAUUGAGGCCAUUAAAUCGCUUCGAAGUAGAUGUUCAGAUCAAGCCCAGGAAUCUCUCGAUAAUAUCCUCUUGGAUCUCUACAAGAGGUGUGGGAGACUUGAUGACCAAAUUGCUCUAUUGAAGCACAAGUUGUAUUUGAUUCAACAAGGUUUGGCUUUCAAUGGCAAGAGAACAAAGACUGCCAGAUCUCAAGGAAAAAAGUUUCAAGUCUCUGUGGAGCAAGAAGCCACUAGAUUGCUGGGAAACUUGGGAUGGGCACUGAUGCAGCAGAACAACUACAUUGAAGCAGAAGAGGCCUAUCGCCGCGCACUUUUGAUAGCUCCAGACAACAACAAGAUGUGCAAUCUGGGCAUUUGCUUGAUGAAGCAAGGAAGAAUUGGUGAGGCGAAGGAGACGCUGUACCGCGUAAAGCCUGCGGUGAUGGAUGGCCCUAGAGGCUCAGAUUCUCACCUGAAAGCCUAUGAAAGGGCACAGCAAAUGCUGAAGGACCUCGAGUCUGAGAUGAUGAACAAGGGAGGAGUUGAUAGGAUUGAACAAAGCAGGCUCUUUGAGGCCUUUUUGGGUUCUUCAUCAAUUUGGCAACCACAGCCUUGCAAGGAUCAUCACCACACAACCUUGCCAGCAGCAGCAACAACAACAAAUUCAGCCAAAAUUCAUGAUGAGUUUGCUGAUGAGAACAUCAAUUCCAACAUAAUUUCAACAAAUCACACAGCACUUCCACCAACUAAGGGUAGCAACAACAACAAACAACUUGGUGCCAUUUUGGGGAACUCACUCAAUGUUGCAGCCCCUCCAUUCUAUGCAUCAUCAAAAUCAUCUAUGUUGAGGGAACCAAUUGAGAACCAUCUCUCUGAGACACUUAAGAGAACAAGGUCUGGAAAUGCUGCAGGGUCCAUGAGAGUAGUGAGUGAUGUGAGGGAUGCCAACAACAACAACAACAACAACAAGAAGUUGCAUGUGGAAUUAGGUGUGCCAGUGCCGCAGAACAAAACAAGAAGGCUCUCAUCAGAAGAUGCUGAGAAGAACAAGUUAACAGACUUGUUGCCCGACGACGACGAAUUCGAAGAGGCCAUUCUUGCAGCAAUUUUGGGACCCCCAAACGAAUCAGAUAAAGCUAAUUAUGACACAAGCAGCACCACCUCCAGGAUGUUGAGGCUUAAGGUUUUUCAGGAUAUCACAUUAUCUUUGAGUCCAAGGGCCUGAAACCACCAAUUUAUUCUAAUAAAGGGAAUUAUCGAUAACAUUAGUGCCUUAGGAUGGAGAUGAACUUGCUCUCCACUUGUUUAACCUCAUUUUAUGUAGAGGGAAAGAAUUAUGCUACUUACUGAUAGGGAAUAGCUGCAUGACUAUUACUAUUGGCAUGGCAUUAGUCCCCACUUAAUUGUCUUUAUUUGUUUCAUGCCUUGUAAGUUGUAAACGGGGCACAUCAUUGACUUAAUAAAUUGAUUUGAGUUUUAUGUCUUACUUGAA
Glycine soja is the source of this 1901-nucleotide messenger RNA. RefSeq names its product protein POLLENLESS 3-LIKE 2-like. Bases 132 to 1634 code for a protein of 500 amino acids. The transcript has 4 exons. Gene Ontology annotation, molecular function: protein binding. Lineage: Eukaryota; Viridiplantae; Streptophyta; Magnoliopsida; Fabales; Fabaceae. The record is from RefSeq and is a predicted model, not a curated record.